AUGACGGUCUCCCAAAAUAAGCAGAUACCUGUAACGUGUUUCACCGGUUUUUUAGGUGAGUCACCUAGCUUCUCAUCAGCUCAGAUGCCCCCAUCUGCAGAGCUAAUCACAAGACUUGUUCCCGGCAAAACCUCCACGAUUCUCUCUUUGAUACAACAACUACCCAAGGAUUAUAAGGUUGUCUUACUGAAAAACGAGUAUGGAGAUGUUGAAGUCGACUCACUUCUCGCUUCUCAAUCGAAUAUUUCAGGUGUAUCUGAGAUCCUAAACGGGUGUCUUUGCUGUACGAUGGUCGGACUGGUCGAAAAUGCCCUGAAAGAGAUAAGGGAUACUAUGCAGCCUGACAGGAUAAUCAUCGAGUCUAGUGGUUCAGCUUUCCCCGCUACUCUGGCUUUGCAGAUACGGCAAUUGGAACCCGAAGGAAUUAAGCUUGAUGGAGUAGUGACGGUAGUAGAUUGUCUUAAUUUCAAAGGAUAUGAGGAUUCUUCACCUUCCGCUAAACUCCAAGCUAAAUAUACUGAUCUCCUUCUUCUUUCCAAACAUCAUUUGGCGAAUGAAAGGCAGAUGGAUGAUCUGAUAGAUUCGUUAAAUGAUUUAAAUGAUGAAACGCCAAAAAUCAAAGUCGGACCAGCACCUCAAAACCCGCCUAAACCAGAAGUGAUCUUCGGUCUGGAUACAAAGCUAUUUGAACUUGUUGCAGGUGAAAAAGCAAGUUGGGAAACCGUGGGCGGGAAAAAUGAAUGGCACGGUGACGAAAUUGAGACCAAGCAAGUGUGGAAGGGAAGGAAAGGGAAAGGGAAAGCCCCUGCUCAUUCGCAUACUCAUCAAGAUGGACAUGAAUGUGAUGGGCGCGGUCGAGAUCAUGAAGAGAAUGGAGAAGAGAAUUAUGAGAUAGAACCAGUGGAUAGUAAUCUUCUAGAUAAGGAAUUGGGGAAAUUAUCGUUCGAGAUCUACAGAGUGAAAGGCAUAGUCCGACUACCAUCAUCAUCAGAACUCAAUGAUUGGUCGACGUAUAUAUUGAAUUAUGCUUUCGGUCGAUACGAACUAACGCACAUACCGACAAUGGACGAGGAUGAAAACCUGAAAGGAAUUAGCAUGAGAUUGACUGUAAUGGGUGAAAGAGGUGAAGUGGCUAGACGAUCACGCAAAUUCGCAGCAGGUCUCGGAGCUCAGGUGGAGUGA
Molecule: messenger RNA, 1182 nt
Organism: Kwoniella shivajii
Lineage: Eukaryota; Fungi; Basidiomycota; Tremellomycetes; Tremellales; Cryptococcaceae
Exons: 7
Coding region: 1-1182 (393 amino acids)
Cellular component (GO): cytoplasm
Source: RefSeq, a predicted model, not a curated record